Emiliania huxleyi CCMP1516 is the source of this 405-nucleotide messenger RNA. RefSeq lists its product as hypothetical. The coding region runs from base 1 to 405 and encodes 134 amino acids. The record is from RefSeq and is a predicted model, not a curated record. The transcript has a single exon. NCBI's taxonomy places the organism in Eukaryota, Haptophyta, Isochrysidales, Noelaerhabdaceae.
AUGGCGUCGCCUGACGCGCCAUGGUUGACGGGGGCAUGGUCGACGACCGCGCUCACCCUCUGCAUGGCCUCACACGAGCGGCUCGGCGAGAGGUCUCCCCUCCGGCUGGUGGCGUCGCACGCCGAUCUCCUCCGCUGCAUCAUGCGCUUCAUAGAGCUGAUCGUGCCGGACGACGCGCCCUCGCUGGCCGUAGCCAUCGCGCGUGCCGCGCCGGGGCAGCGCAUCCUGCUGCGCCGGGGCGAGCACCACAUCGACUGCGGCGCCGCGCUGCAGCCGCUGAGCGCUCUGCCGCUCGCCAUCCGAGGCGAGGUGGGCGCGGUCGUUCGAGGCACGCUCGUGCUCGGCGCCGGCGGCGGCUCCAUCCACGGCGUGCGCUUCGACGACGCCGGCGGCAGCUGCCUGUAG